CCGGCCCCCAGUUCAGCUUCCAACGUGGGCCAAGCCCCUUCCGAUUCGUCCGAGUGGAGUAUCCAGUCUGAGUGGCGGACUCUUUCCCGUCCGCUUGCCAAUUCCCAGUCGAGCACGACCUCACGGGACGCGCCCGACUCGUGGAGCUCUGGUGUGUCUUCCCACCUCAGCCGCAAUGUUAGCCAGGCGACUGAUUCCGACUCCAAGACUGGCCUCUGGGGCUUCAGUACCCACGGCCCAAGGGAUCGGAUCCCUCAGUCAACCACUCGCUCGAACGUGUCGGAUGGAGCCGCCGCUCCCAUUAACGUGGACACCGGCAUCUUGGGGUUGCCGGUAACAGAAACUGUCCCUCUUUCUGAUUCCGUAGUGCCGACACAAGGGUCCUCCCAGCCCUCUUUAUUCAGCACUCCCCCGAGUUCGAUUGAUGUGCGUCCCGCCUCCAUUGAUGAUGGGUCGAUAAUAAGCUCUGGCCCGUUCUCAGUGCCCGCCUCCCACUGCGGGUCGAUACAAGAGCCCACCCCGACCUCAGUGCCCGGCUUCGCAUGGUUAUCGGGGCCAGGGCUUCCAACAGGCAGUAGCUCCUCACGAAUAGCUUUGCCAAUGCCUCCUACAGCAGAUUACACACCCCAAGUGACCAUACAAGGGUUCACCGCCCCCACAGUGCCUGGUCAUCCUUGGGUGUCAGUACUAGGACCCCCUCUACCCAAAUACUUUUCGCAACGAUCAGUGCAAGGGCCGCCUACACACACUAACACACCUCAAGGGUCUGCCCAGCAUUUGGUGGUCAGCAGUCCCCGGGAUUCGAUAGCGGAACCUCCCACACACAGCUAUCCUUCUCAAAUAUCGAUAACAGCGCCUCCUGUUCCCAAUAACACCCCUCGAGUGUCAGUGCAAGGGUCCACGACCUUCUCAAUACCCAGCUCCACCCGGGUAUCUCUAGAAGGAUCGACUCCGCCCCCGGGCUCUCCCCGGGUGUUAACACAAGGGUCUGCCCCGCCCUCGGUGCCUGGCUCCCACUGGGUAUUAGUAAAGAGGCCGACUCCGCCCUCGGGCUCCCCCCGAGUGUCCGAAGAAGGGUCUGCCCCACCCUUGGCAGUCCCGGCUCAUAUACAGUCGCCCCGGGAGAGCCUGAAGCCAAGAAUGGCGAAUCACGAGAAGGCGAUCCACAUGUUCGACGUAGUGGUGAUAGGAGGCGGCAUAUCAGGUUUGGCGGCUGCCAAACUCUUAUCUGAAUAUGAUGUUAAUGUUUUGGUGUUAGAAGCCCGGGACAGGGUUGGAGGAAGAACAUACACUGUGAGGAAUGAACAUGUCAACUAUGUGGAUGUUGGUGGAGCUUAUGUGGGACCGACUCAGAACAGAAUCUUACGUUUAUCUAAAGAACUGGGCUUAGAAACAUACAAAAUAAACGUCAAUGAGCGUCUUGUUCAAUAUGUCAAGGGGAAAACUUACCCAUUUCGUGGUGCCUUCCCUCCUGUAUGGAAUCCUGUUGCUUAUCUAGAUUACAACAACUUGUGGCGAACCAUGGACAGCAUGGGAAAGGAGAUCCCAGCAGAAGCACCUUGGCAGGCACCUCAUGCUGAAGAGUGGGAUAAGAUGACCAUGAAAGACCUUAUUGAUAAAAUAUGCUGGACAAAGACUGCCAGACACUUCGCCUAUCUUUUUGUGAACAUCAAUGUGACCUCUGAGCCUCAUGAGGUAUCUGCCCUGUGGUUCUUGUGGUAUGUAAAGCAGUGUGGUGGCACCACGCGGAUCUUCUCAGUCACCAAUGGGGGCCAGGAACGCAAGUUUAUCGGUGGAUCUGGCCAAGUAAGCGAGAGGAUAAUGGACCUCCUUGGGGACCGAGUGAAGCUGAAAUGUCCUGUCACAUAUGUUGAUCAAACUAAUGACAAUAUCAUAGUGGAGACAUUGAAUCAUGAAACCUAUGAGUGCAAAUAUGUACUUAGUGCCAUCCCUCCAACCUUGACUGCUAAAAUCCACUUCAAACCAGAACUUCCACCAGAGAGAAACCAACUAAUUCAACGUCUUCCCAUGGGAGCUAUCAUUAAGUGUAUGAUGUAUUACAAAGAGGCCUUCUGGAAGAAGAAGGAUUACUGUGGUUGCAUGAUCAUUGAAGAUGAAGAAGCUCCAAUUUCAAUAACCCUGGAUGACACCAAGCCAGAUGGAUCACUGCCUGCCAUAAUGGGUUUCAUCCUUGCCCGUAAAGCUGAUCGGCUUGCCAAGCUUCAUAAGGAAAUCAGGAAGCGGAAAAUCUGUGAACUGUAUGCUAGAGUGCUGGGAUCAGAAGAAGCUUUACAACCGGUGCAUUAUGAAGAGAAGAACUGGUGUGAAGAACAGUAUUCCGGGGGCUGCUACACAGCCUACUUCCCCCCAGGCAUCAUGACUCAAUAUGGAAGGGUAAUUCGCCAGCCCGUGGGCAGGAUUUACUUUGCUGGUACAGAGACAGCCACACAAUGGAGUGGUUACAUGGAAGGCGCAGUGGAGGCUGGGGAGCGAGCUGCUCGAGAGAUUUUGAAUGCUCUGGGGAAAGUAGCCAAAAAAGAUAUAUGGGUGCCAGAACCAGAAUCACAGGAUGUUCCAUCAUUAGAAAUCAUACCUACCUUCCUGGAAAGAAAUUUACCAUCUGUUCCUGGCCUCCUGAAGAUCAUUGGGGUUUCUACAUCAGUAACCACUCUGUGUUUUGUCCUGUACAAGUGGAAGCUACUGCCACGGCCCUAACAUUUCAGCCUCAUGCAUUCUGCUUAGUCCUGCCCAAACCAUAAAAAAAUGUUGGCCAAUUGUAGGCUGUAUCAUUGGGCCAUUUUUAAGUACACUUGAUUUAAUCAUUUGCAUUUUAGUCUCAGUCUGUGUUAAUGUAAAAUCCACCCAAAGAACCAUAUAAUUCAUUUUGGCAAGAUCCAGUUCUACCUUAUUUAUGUAGACUAACUCGUGUUGAUUGAUAAAACUUUCUGAUUGCCUCUUAAUUUCAAAAUGUUAAAGUUGAAGUACUCCUCAGAAACAAUUUCUGUGUCCCGUUUUUCUUCCAUCAAUGUGAAGUAUCUAAUAAUUUCAGAAAUAAAAUGUUCAACUUUCUCCCUGUCAAGGUGGAGUAGGUUAAGACCCAGCCUGUGACUGACCUUUUUCUGUCCUUAAACAAU
Molecule: messenger RNA, 3134 nt
Organism: Lepus europaeus (European hare)
Lineage: Eukaryota; Metazoa; Chordata; Mammalia; Lagomorpha; Leporidae
Gene: MAOA
Product: monoamine oxidase A
Exons: 15
Coding region: 601-2715 (704 amino acids)
Molecular function (GO): oxidoreductase activity
Source: RefSeq, a predicted model, not a curated record